Molecule: messenger RNA, 1599 nt
Organism: Talaromyces rugulosus
Lineage: Eukaryota; Fungi; Ascomycota; Eurotiomycetes; Eurotiales; Trichocomaceae
Exons: 4
Coding region: 1-1599 (532 amino acids)
Source: RefSeq, a predicted model, not a curated record
AUGGCUAAAAAAGAAAGCCUGCCGUUUCUGUACACGCUGUUCUCUGCACAGAUUGACCUGGGCGCCACUCCUCUGCCGAAUUUAAGCGAACUUGAAAGUAUAAUUAGCAUCACGGCCGAAUGGGAAGAGAAGACAUUGUUUUUCGGACCAAAGCGUCGCCAGCACACUGAAACAUGGUACGUGACAGCUGACGCUAACACGUACGACCUCGUCGCCAACUUAUUGCCGGAAUCACCACGAAAACGGCCAAACGGAAAGUCACCGCAACAUGUAGACCUAGAUUCGCUCUCGCAUUAUUUCACAGUGCACACAGAACCCAUCCUAGACAGAGACGCGAAUAGGGUCAAAGUUACCCGCUGGAGCGACGGCAACCUGAUGCCCUGGAACGAAACCAACCUGGCUCACGGCCUGUCGACCGGAUCCGGCAUCGAGCUGAAGCCCGAUAAUGCUCACCUUGCGCUCGGGCUAAUGCAGGCAAUUGUCAACUGCGCCUACGAAUCGCGGUUUAGUCGCAUACUGUUUCCUUGCUAUAAACAGUACAAACGUACUGGUUCGGACUUGCAGUGGCACCACGGUCACUGGAUGAACGGCAGAGCCGAGAAUUGGUGGAACGCGGACAAGGCUGUCGCUGUGGCCAGGAAAGCGUUGUAUACGCAGAUAUGGCAGGGAAAUGUAGUCUGGCGGAAUACAUGUCAACUGAACAAUCCAUUCGAGUCAACAAUUUAUCGAGUCCAUUUUCACCUUUUUUUUUACCAUACUUGUAAAUGCAAGAUGCAUUAUCAGAAAACAACGUCGGAGCUCGUGGCUCGGGCCAUCAAGGUUUGCGACGAAAUAUGCGACUAUACUACAAACCACCACAGCUACGGAAACAACUUGACCGAUUGCGUCGACCUAGCUAAAAGCUGCAAGGAAGUCCUAGAGGUCCUCCAGUCCGUGGUCGAAAGCGACAGCAAGGAUGACCAGGUGGCUAGCAGCGCCGAGAAGAGAAUUGCAAAAUGCGAGGAUGAUAUCCGAGAACUAAAGAAACAACUGAAAGAAUACAAAUAUUCCAAUCAGAAGUGGCCAGGGGGGAGGCUAUUGUAUAGAUUCAGGGGGAAGGAACUGCCUAAUCUAAAGCCCAAUCUGCAGAGUCUGCGAGACAAAUUGGGCCGAGCGACGAAACUCACUACCGUCACCGUCGAAAAGUGGGAACAUCGCACCGUGAAAACAAUACUUCAUGAUGAAGCAGACGACGAGACAGAGCCCCCUCCUCCACGCUAUACGAGAUACGAGAACAAGCCAUGUACCACGUAUAGCACAAAAUCGACAAGUACCAAAACCCUUCCUGCCGACUUUGCCGCUCAAGAGGCACGUGGCCCAGCACCUGCUUAUAGGAGCCUUCAUAAAACGGCCAACGGGGCGAAUUUGCACCUAGGAGAGGCAAAUAUGCUAUACAGGGAAUACAAUACCAUGGCACAUCCAUGGAGUCUAGGGUGCCGGUCACAAUUCUACGAGGCGAAACCAACUGGUGUAUACAUUGCGAUGAACUAUAGAGAUAGAGCUCCGCGAUACGUGUUUUAUCUACAAGAUGUACAGUUUUGUUGUUUCAAUACACGCUAA